Molecule: messenger RNA, 3252 nt
Organism: Penicillium cataractarum
Lineage: Eukaryota; Fungi; Ascomycota; Eurotiomycetes; Eurotiales; Aspergillaceae
Product: cation-translocating P-type ATPase
Exons: 10
Coding region: 1-3252 (1083 amino acids)
Biological process (GO): potassium ion import across plasma membrane; proton transmembrane transport; sodium ion export across plasma membrane
Cellular component (GO): membrane
Molecular function (GO): ATP binding; P-type sodium:potassium-exchanging transporter activity; ATP hydrolysis activity
Source: RefSeq, a predicted model, not a curated record
AUGCCACCAUUGGUGCCAUCUGUGCGCUGGAAUGCUGCUGAUGAGGAGUCGGCCAAUCACGGCCCUAAUACUCAUGUACAGUCGCGAUCAAAGAACAACAACAGCGUUGGGAUUCAGAGACGAGGCAGUCAACGGUCGAUCGAUCCUGCAGCUGCCAUUCCGAUUGAAUAUCGAAGCCUUUCAUUCGAGAUCGAGGACGAUGCGCAAAGGCAGCGGCGGUUCAGGCGCCAGGAUCAAAGAGAUAAGUUGGCCGAAGAAUGGCAGAGCACAGACUGGCACACUCUGUCCGUGGAGGAGGUACAAAAACAACUCAACGCCGAUGUGAUGGCGGGAUUGUCCACAGAGAAAGCUGCCGAACGUCUGAGGAAAUACGGUCCGAACAAGAUCUCACCCCUUCCAAACCCUUGGUUCUGGAAGAUAUUCGGAUACUUUUUCAAAGGAUUUGGUUCGAUUCUGCUUGUCGGUGGUAUCCUGGUUUUCAUUUCAUGGAAACCACUCGGUCAACCCCCAGCUGUUGCCAAUCUCGCGCUAGGCAUCGUUCUUAUCGCGGUAUUCGUCAUUCAAGCAGCUUUCAAUGCCUGGCAAGACUGGUCCUCGUCGCGUGUCAUGGCAUCAAUUACCGCGAUGCUGCCUGAAUCAUGUUGGGUUCUUCGAGACGGGAGUCGAUGUGAAGUCGUAUCUACGGAUAUCGUCCUAGGCGACACUGUCUUCAUUAAAUCAGGCACCAAAAUUCCCGCAGAUUUAAGGUUCAUCGAAGCUUCGCAUGACCUGACGAUUGAUCGUUCCAUCGUGACAGGCGAGUCAAAUCCAAUCAAGGCUACCACUGAUUCGACAUCCGACAAUUAUCUUGAAACACGAUGCAUUGGCCUCCAGGGUACACACUGCGUUUCCGGCACGGCCACGGCAAUUGUUGUAGCGACGGGCGACUCUACAGUCUUUGGGCGGAUCGCCAAACUUGCGGGCGAACCGAAAACCGGGCUUACGACGAUUGAGAAAGAGGUUUUACGAUUCGUACUCUUGAUUUUCGUCAUCAUGGUUACGUGGAUUGUGAUCCUUGCUGCUGUGUGGGGCGGGUGGCUACACAAGGUGCAUCCAGACUAUAUCAACGUACCUACACUCAUCGUCGAUUGUGUCAGCGUUGCUAUAGCCUAUAUUCCGGAAGGGCUGCCAAUAGCUGUGACGGCGAGCUUGACGAUCACGGCCAAUCUAUUGAAAAAGAACAAGGUCCUAUGCAAAUCUCUCAAGACCGUUGAGACCCUGGGCGCGGUCUCCGUCAUAUGUACUGAUAAGACUGGCACUUUGACACGGAAUCGGAUGUCGGUCACAGACUACGCUGUGCACACAGCGAGCUCAAUCUUGGACGCAACCGGUGCUAAUUCUCUCUCGAAAAUGAAUCGAUUAGCACUUCAACAGCUUCGUUCCAUCGCCGGUCUUUGUAACGCUGCUGAAUUUGAUAGCAAGUCCGAGAACCUUCCUCUCAGUGAAAGGGCGAUAUUCGGUGAUGCCACAGAUCAAGCGAUCCUCAGAUUCUCGGAAGGCUUAGGCUCUGUCUCACAACUGAAGCAAGGCUGGAAAUCAUUUUUCACCCUGGCUUUUGACAGCAAGAAUAAAUUCAUGAUCAAGACAUUUACCACGGCCAUGGUCGGAAGCCCUAACCUGUCACUAUCACCGACGGAAGUUUCGAAAUUCCAGCCUCAGGACAUGCUUUUCACUAUUAAGGGAGCUCCCGAUAUUUUGAUCCAACGCUGUUCGCACAUCUUAGGGCCAGAUGGAGAGGUUCAGCCAUUGAGUGAAGAUGUUCAGCGUAAGGUUGAGCAGAAGAUAAAGGAGUGGUCAUCUGACGGGAAGCGGGUCAUUCUUUUGGCUCGUAAGCUCUUGACUCAAGAGAAAUGCUGUCCAGAUCCGCUAUCGCCGGAAUGCGAGGCACAGAUGCUCCGGGAAGCAAAGUCCGGCCUUACCCUGGUUGGCCUGUUGGGAUUGAUUGACUCACCUCGGUCAGAAAUUCCAGAGGUUAUCAGAAUUUUGCGACAGGCUCAAAUCCGUGUUUUUAUGGUUACGGGUGACUUUGGCCAGACAGCCCUGGCGAUUGCACGCCAAUGUGGUAUCGUUACCUCAGAUUCUGUCCAUGAUGCUUCUGCUCUUGCUCGAGAUCCAACCCUUAACGAGAAAGAAGUGGAUUUCUCUCAAUCUGCCUUACUUGUCAGUGGCAGUGAUCUAAUGGGGUUCAAUGAAUUCCAAUGGGAACAGUUGUGCCAGUAUCGCGAGAUCGUGUUCUCACGUACUACUCCUCAUCAAAAAUUGCGGAUUGUGCGGGAAUUGCAGUCAAGGAACGAGACAGUUGCAAUGACAGGAGACGGCGUUAACGACGCUCCGGCGCUCAAGGCCGCGGAUAUCGGUAUCAGUCUUGCCAGCGGCUCUGAUAUCGCCAUCGAAGCGGCUGAUAUGGUCCUACUAGACUCGUUCGCGGCCAUCGUUGAGGCUGUCCGAUAUGGGAGAGUUGUCUUUGACAAUCUGAAGAAGACAGUUGCUUAUCUUCUUCCAGCCGGGUCCUGGUCCGAAUUCUGGCCCGUCUUUACCAACCUGAUCUUCGGAAUCCCGCAAAUAUUGUCAUCAUUCUUGAUGAUUAUCAUUUGUUGCUUUACGGACUGUGCCGCCGCUGUUGCCCUCGCAUAUGAGGCGCCCGAGGCAGAUGUACUAUAUCGUCCACCGCGUCAUCCCACCAAGACCCGGCUCGUUGAUUGGAAGCUUAUUUUCCAUUCCUAUGCAAUCAUUGGAAUGAUAGAAACCGUAUGUUCCUUUGCCAUGGCUUUCUGGUAUCUUCAGAGGAACGGUAUUCCAUUCUCCGAUCUGUGGUUCAAGUUUGGCGAAAUUCCCGCGGGAAUUGACGUGGACUUCUACAAUGCACGAGUCAAUGAAGCUAGCUCGAUCUACUUCAUCAACCUUGUUAUCAUGCAAUGGUUCAAUCUCAUGGCCGUGCGCACUCGCCAUCUUUCAAUCUUCCAACAUCCGCCUGCGUUCAAUAAAGAAACGCAAAAUCUGUAUCUUUUCCCUGCCAUUGUGUUUUCCUUGGGUAUUGCUGUCAUUUGGCUCUACAUUCCAAGUCUACAGACUGUUCUCAGCACGUCUGGGAUCCCUGUCGAGCAUUUCUUCCUCCCUGCGGCACUAGGCCUCGGACUACUUUGCCUGGAUGAAGGAAGGAAAGCAGCAGUUCGUCGCUGGCCCAAAGGGUCAUUCGCAAAGAUGGCAUGGUAA